Molecule: messenger RNA, 1320 nt
Organism: Olea europaea var. sylvestris
Lineage: Eukaryota; Viridiplantae; Streptophyta; Magnoliopsida; Lamiales; Oleaceae
Exons: 2
Coding region: 1-1320 (439 amino acids)
Source: RefSeq, a predicted model, not a curated record
AUGGAUUCCAGUGAGGUUGCCCGAAUCAUUCAAGAAGGAAUUACAACUGGCCUACAGAGGAAUGCUCGAGGUUUAACGGACCCUAUCAACCAUCUUAAUAUCUAUACCGAUGUCAUGAACUUGCAAGUUGCUCUAGACCGGGUGAUGUGCAAAGCUUUUCCUCAAACAUUGACCCACGCAGCCAAGGACUGGUUCUCAACCUUAGAGCCCAAUUCCAUAGCCUCUUUCUCAGAUCUGGCCGAUAAGUUCUCUGCCUUCUUUGCCAGUAGUAAGGGCAUCAGAAAGACAGCAACUUCCCUCAUGCAACUUUGUCAAGGGCAAAAUGAAACCCUACGUGACUUCAUGAAGAGGUUUAAUAAAGAAAGACUUCAGAUCCCCGAUCUCCAUAUCACAGCAGUAGUUUCCGCCCUCACCCAUGCUAUAAGAUGUGAAACAUUCAAAAUGAGUUUGUCAAAAACUCCCCCAAAGUCAGUGACCGAGCUUCUGACCCGAGGAGAGAAAUACAUUAAUAUGGAAGAAACAUUGAAUCUAAGGAGAGUUGGUCCGACUUUUGAUGGGGCCAAGCAUAAGAGGCAGCGUGAGUUGUAUCUACAGCAAGACCUUGCCAGAGGAAAGCAGAAGCAGGGCACACCACCAACACUUACAUAUUUGAACACCUCUAGGUCAAACAUAUUGAUGGAAAUCAAAGAUAUGAAGGAGUUCAAGUGGCCACCGAGGUUGAGGUCUCCCCUUGAGACCAGGAACAAGAACAAGUACUGUGACUACCAUCGUGACCAUGGGCAUACUACAGAGGAUUGCAUUACAUUGCAACGUGAGAUUGAAGCUUUGAUAAAAAGAGGAUUCCUAAAGGAGUAUAUUAGGCAUGACAAACAUCCCAGGAAUGAUUGCAACAAUGGAAAGACCACAGAAUCUGGGGGAGGUAACCAAACAAUAGCAGGUACCAUCAACCUUAUAAUCGAGGGGAUUGCCUCGGGGGAAGAUUCAAAUAAUGGGUGCAAACAAUAUGCCCGACGACACAGUUCCAUACAAAUGACAGCUCCCAACGACAUGAAAGAUAUCACAUUUGGAUCAAAGGAUUCAAAAGACAUAUCAUACCCCCAUGACGAUGCCUUGGUCAUAUCUGCCAUCAUCGCCAACUUUGAAGUAAGGAGGGUCUUGGUUGACAAUGGAAGUGCGGCCAAUGUGUCGUCCCAAGAGGCUUUCAUGAAAAUGGGUAUUUCUGUUAACCAGUUCAAGACAGUCAAAAUAUCACUCCAGGGAUUUGGGGGUAGAACAAUCAUCCCAGAAGGAAUCGUUGAUCUUCCACUAACAUUGGGCUAA